CAGACAUGCAGCUCGUGAUGGUCAGAGCAUUGUCUCAGUAUAGUAAAAGAAUGAAAGUAAUGUUGAUAAACCACAUAAAACAUUCCUGAAACCUGAUUUUCUGUUACUGAACAAUGCUAAUUGUUGACCAUUUACACAUCAGUGUCCUCACAUGGAUGUGAUUUAAAAGGACUUUGUCGUCGUCAUAUGACCUGGAGGCUUUACUGAGCUCUUUACGCUUUUCAAACAGAAGGGAGCGGGACUCCUGUCUUCCCAGAUGGCUGGGAGAUUUGUAAGAAGAUGUAUCAAAACCAAUUCUUACAUCUGUCAAAUGUUUUAAUGAUUUUAAUAAAUGUCAUCUGAAUUUCAUGCAAUUUUUUUGGUGAGCAUUUUAGUAGAAUUUUAGCAUACAAACAAAUUGCAUUUGAGGAUAAUUGUAAAAAAGUAUAAGCAGCAUCUCUGUGUUAUUUUUUAACACGUCGUUGUGUAGAAAUGUUUCACACACAGGAUGUGUUAAAUGUACUAAAACACUGAUUUUGUUGAAAGUAACACAAAAUGUAUUGUCCUUAACUAGACACGCAUCUGUUUCAAGAGUGCAUAUAGCCCCCCAUGAAUGAAUGGAUGAAUGAUGAACUCAUUUGUGUGCUUCGACUGCCAUCUAGCGGUCAUACAAUGUAACAGCAUGUCGUUGUCAUGUCAUUACAUAAAUGAUUAAUCAUACAUUUCUCAUCACUCCAAUUAAACAAUAUUCUCUCCACUGUGUGGAAGUUUGGAAUUGUGGAAUAGCGAACAUCCUGAGCAUCGCAUGGCCUCUUAAAUGAAUCGAAUGGAAUCCGUGACGUGUUCACGUGACGUAUCACAACAUUUGUGUCACCUUUUACAAUACAGUUGUUCAGCAGAAUAUUAAUCAUUCUUUACAACUGCUUCGUUAGUGGAGAGCACCAGUCAGUGAUUCUCCGUUUCAACUAUUCAGAAGAAAACUUUUUUCUGUUAUAAGUCUGUUACUUUGCAGGUGGUGGUGUGCACACGAACAUCUUGACUUCAACACGUGUCACUCAAACCACAGACCCUGGCUGCAUUUUAGCGGCCAUCAAACAGGUGCCAGGUACAACUGCAUGUCAUGCUGAGAAAGAAAACAGCACUAUGAACCGAUACGCUGCCCUCCAACAGCUUGGCGAUGGCACCUUUGGCUCAGUCACACUAAGCCGCUGCCUGGAGUCUGGUGAGCUUGUCGCCAUCAAGAAAAUGAAAAGGAAAUUCUAUUCCUGGGAGGAGUGCAUGAACCUCAGCGAGGUCAAGUCCCUGAAGAAACUCAACCAUGCCAACGUGAUCAAGCUGAAGGAGGUCAUCCGGGAAAAUGAUCAGCUCUACUUUGUGUUUGAGUAUAUGACUGAGAACCUCUAUCAGCUCAUGAAAAAAAGAACACGCAUGUUUCCUGAGUCUACAGUGAGGAAUAUCAUGUUUCAGAUUCUACAGGGACUUGCCUUCAUUCAUAAACAUGGCUUUUUUCAUAGAGACAUGAAGCCAGAGAAUCUUUUGUGCAUGGGUCCUGAGCUCGUGAAAAUUGCUGACUUUGGACUAGCUCAAGAGAUACGAUCUCGUCCUCCUUACACUGACUAUGUGGGGACAAGAUGGUACCGAGCUCCAGAAUUGCUUCUCAGGUCCACAAGCUACAGCUCUCCUAUAGACCAGUGGGCCGUAGGCUGUAUCAUGGCUGAACUCUACACGCUCAGACCUCUGUUUCCUGGCUCCAGUGAGGUGGACACUAUUUUCAAGAUCUGCCAGGUUUUGGGAACUCCGAAAAAGAACGACUGGCCUGAAGGAUGCCAGCUGGCUGCCUCCAUGAGUUUCCGCUGGCCGCAGUGCGUGCCCACCAGUCUAGCCACCCUGAUCCCCAGCGCCGGCUCCGAAGCUAUUCAGCUGAUGAGAGACCUGUUACAGUGGGACCCUAAAAAACGGCCAGCAGCCUGCCAGGCCCUGCGAUAUCCCUACUUUCAGGUGGGUCAAGUCCUAGGCACGCCACAGCAGAUUCAGGACCAAGGACAAACACAGCCUCUGCAACUCAGGCCUGAACCUCUUCCUCAGAUCCCACCGCUCACCUUACCUCAUACAGCCCAUCAACCACAGCACCUUCCAGAGCCUCCUAAAAGGCCAGAAAAGGCAGAGGUCAAGAUGGACAGGGCAGUGCAGAGACGCUUUCCUCUAAUACAUGACAAAGCCAUGACAAAAGCAAGAGAAAUGCAUCCAAAUUAAUCAGGAGGAACUUCAUCAUGCAGCAAGACAAUGAUCCAAAACAUACUGUUUAAACUGGCCAAGUCAAUCACGAGACCUUAACCCUACCGAGCAGCAUUUCACCUCCUGAAGUGAAGACUGAAGGGAAACAAACAACAAUUGAAAGAGACCGUGGUAAAAUCCUGGAAAACCAUCACAAAAUAAGAAACCAACAGUUUGGUGAUGUCACUGAGUCACAGGUUUGAUGCAGUUAUUGCAAGAAAGGGAUAUGCACCCAAAUAUUAAGUGUUAUUUACUUUAAUUUACUUCAAGACUGAUGUGUUCCAAUUCUUUUGCUCACCUAAAAAUUGGGUGGUCUGAUACAAAAGGUAAUGUUUUAUGUUGUUUAACACGUCUAGAUGUAAAUACCAGGAAAUAAAAGCU
Messenger RNA from Ictalurus punctatus (channel catfish), 2634 nucleotides. RefSeq names its product serine/threonine-protein kinase ICK. NCBI's taxonomy places the organism in Eukaryota, Metazoa, Chordata, Actinopteri, Siluriformes, Ictaluridae. Bases 1123 to 2232 code for a protein of 369 amino acids. The record is from RefSeq and is a predicted model, not a curated record. The transcript is spliced from 11 exons. Gene Ontology annotation, molecular function: ATP binding; protein serine/threonine kinase activity. Gene Ontology annotation, cellular component: cilium; cytoplasm; nucleus. Gene Ontology annotation, biological process: cilium assembly; intraciliary transport; protein phosphorylation.